AUGUCCGAUUCUGGUCGUGUGAAGGAAAUAUCAGAGGAUCCGCCAAUGUCGCGGCUGUUCAUUAUAUGUGGCAAACACAUCACACGCGAACAGUUGAUAAAGCACUUUGAAUCGGACGGUUCAAUUGAAGAGUGCGUUGUGAUAACGGAUCGAAAAACUGGCCAAGGAAAAGGAGUCGCUUACGUAAAGUUCACAAAAACUUCAGCGGCCGCUCAUGGGUUGCGCAAGAACGGCACAGUUGUGGAGGGUGACUCACGGCCCAUAAAAGUGAUGAUAUCAGCAAGUUACAACAGAGACAAAAGUAACGAUGCAACGACUGAUAUCAACGAGUCUAAUUUCCUACGACUAUUUGCAAUCGUGCCUAGCAGCCGUACCGAAGAACAGCUGAAAGAAGAGUUUAGCAGCCACGGAACAGUGACACAGGUUCGCCUGGUACCGGACAAAAAGAACGACAAACAGUGUGCGGCAUACGUGAAGUUCACCUCGUUCCUGGAGACAGCAUUAGCCAUCGAAAAUUGUAACCCGUUAUAUAGGGCUAAAUUUUGUCUACCACGUAACAAGCAGCAACAGGAAAAGGAGCAAAAGAUACAGCCCACGGAGCAUACUGGGCGGAAGCGAACCCAUACGCCCGAUCGCUUGUCUUCUUUACGAUGCGAAAUGAAACUUGUCGUGAUCUGCAGCAACCAGCUGAAUCAGGAUCGGUUAUGGCGGUUAUUCGAUAUCUGUCCCGGUAUGCAGUAUUGUAACAUUAUUACAGCAAAUGAAAUGAACACAACCGCCACCGUGGUGUACGCCAGUCGGAACGAGGCUCAACGUGCCAUCGAUAAAAUUCACGGCCUAGAAUACCCCAUCGGUGAACGGAUUAUCGUACGGUUCGAGGAGGACUUCAAAGAAGAAAUUAUCACAAAAGAUGCCUUAUCACAGUUCGGACCUCCAAAGCCACUCGCAUCCGAACAGGUGCAGUGCGUUCAGAAGGCAUUCUUCAUCUGCAUGCCCGAGGCGAUCUCCGUGAAGCUGCUAACAGAUGCAUUUUGUCGAUUCGGCGAUCUUAUCAAGGUGUACCUCAUGCCAGGAAAAAGGCACGGUUACGCCGAGUUCGCCAGUUACGUAGCGGCAAACCGUGCCAUCCAGCAGCUACACGGUAUGCAGCUAGGCGAUUGUCGACUCAAAGUGUUGGAAUGUGCCGAAUACACUGGAGAAAAUAAACGGGUCAAAGUAGAACAUUUUACCAGAGGAACAUUCUUUCCAGAAUUGAAUGCAUCAGGUAUGUAA
Anopheles nili is the source of this 1272-nucleotide messenger RNA. RefSeq names its product RNA-binding protein 45-like. The record is from RefSeq and is a predicted model, not a curated record. The transcript is spliced from 4 exons. Bases 1 to 1272 code for a protein of 423 amino acids. Lineage: Eukaryota; Metazoa; Arthropoda; Insecta; Diptera; Culicidae. Gene Ontology annotation, molecular function: RNA binding.